Adineta ricciae is the source of this 882-nucleotide messenger RNA. Lineage: Eukaryota; Metazoa; Rotifera; Eurotatoria; Adinetida; Adinetidae. The record is from the annotation of a GenBank genome assembly.
AUGGCAACAAACACUGAAAUUCUAUUUCUGGCUUUUCAUCUUGUACGUUUUAUCUUAAAUAUUCUUAUCUUCAUCAGUUCAUCCAUAUUUCUUCUAUUCGGAUGUUUACACGAACAACUUCAAAGAUCAAAACGACAUUGGUUAAUAUUUAAUUUAUGCGUAUCGAUGAUCAUUUUUUCGAUUAUUAACGCUGUGUUUUCAAUGUUACCAUUGGCACCGACGUAUCUAACAAGUCUAGCUGCUCAAAUAUGUACAUUGCAACAUUUCCUCGAGGAUGUUGUUCAAGGACAAGUAGCAUAUUCGUUCGUUGCAAUGGCUGUUCAUCAACUCGGAUCAGACGAAUGGAAAAAUCGAAGUUUGUUUUGGUUUGGAUCAUGUAUUCUCAUUCAAUGGUUAUGUUCAUAUCUUCUCCCAUUACCCCAAAUUCUCAUGUCGAAUGUUUAUAUCUGCUUUGCAUUUCUUCCCAAUCGAUUUUUCGCACUUUACAGUGCUAUAUUUCUUCUUGUUUUGCCCGUUUUUCUUCAUUUAUUGGUUUAUGUUCUUGGAAAACUUAUGGUUAAACAUCAUGCAAACAAUCCACAAAUCCAUCCGGUUGAUCAUGUCAAUGAAAUAGAGAUUGACCAUUCAUCAUUAAUGUCAUAUGUUUUCAUCAUGGGUUUACUAUUUGAUAUAAUUGGUUAUGCACCAAGGUGUUUACUUGGUGUUGUUGACUAUAAAUUGAAGAAAAGCAUCGCGAUUUACGCAGGUUUAGAAAUCCUUCCAUCGUUAUGUUUAAUGAUCUGCAUUGGUUUAUUGUUUAAAAUGAACAAAGAAAUUCGAAAGAAAAUUCUUUCGNUUUCGCGAUUCUUUGAUCGAUUUAAAAUUGUUAUUAAAUCGUUUUAA